UCUUACUGUGACUCUUCCCUGGCCGGAUGUGCCGAUGAGGAGAACGUGGGACUCGGGCUCCUCGUGGUUCCUGUCUUCCCAUUGGUUGCAGAAACUCGUUUGCGUUUGGCUGCAGAAACCUGUUGGAACAUCCACCAGAGUGAUGAGAGGAAGCUCCGGGAACCCUCGGGGACUUCAGACCUGUGCCCGUCUUCCUGCAGCCGCCUGGGCCCCAUGUGACGUAAAGGACUCGCCGACUCGGCUCGCUGAUGAGUGAGCGGGUCUCGGAGUUUGAUCAGUUCCCUCUGUGCUGAGGAGGAUUUCAUGCUCUUCUGAUUUCAUCUCCUAAUCAACAGAUUGGAUUGACUCAAUAUUUUUUUCCCCCCCGUUUUACACCAGAUCAACAACUCAAGACUUGAACUUGAGACGCCUCUGCUCUUUAAUUAAUUGUAUUGCUCUCCCCCGCCCCCCUUCCUCCUCCUCCUCCUCCUCUCCCCGACCCUUUCUUGUCAAGUCCGCUCUUGUUUUGCAUGAAAUGUCUUCGUUACCAGGAAUGGUCCCGCAAAUGAUGCGCCCGGCACCCAGACAGAACUACCAGCGCACUGGACUCCCGCUGGACGCAGUGUCCACUGCUCUCGGGCAGGGACGGGUCAACCAGCUGGGAGGUGUUUUCAUUAACGGCCGGCCUCUACCAAACCACAUCCGGCACAAGAUAGUGGAGAUGGCCCACCAAGGGGUCCGGCCCUGCGUCAUCUCCCGGCAGCUGCGCGUCUCUCACGGCUGCGUCUCUAAGAUCCUCUGCCGGUUUCAGGAGACGGGUUCAAUCCGACCAGGAGCCAUCGGUGGCAGCAAGUCCAGGGUCCUGCAGCAGUUAUUAUCUACGUCGGACGUGGAGACUCGGAUAGAGGAGUACAAGCACGAGAACCCCGGGAUGUUCAGCUGGGAAAUACGGGACAAGCUGCUGAAGGACGGAGUGUGUGACAGAGGCACAGUCCCUUCAGUGAGUUCGAUCAGCCGCGUGCUUCGAAAUCGAUUUGGGAGAAAGGAUGAGGACGAACGUGACAAAAAGGACGAAGAGGCAGAAAAACGAAACAACCACAGCAUAGACGGCAUUCUGGGCGGCAAAGGAAGCCAAAUGGAAGAAGUGUCGGAUGUAGAAUCGGAACCUGACCUCCGUCUUAAAAGGAAGAAGCGCAGAAGUCGGACCACCUUCACAGCAGAGCAGCUUGAGGAGUUAGAAAAGGCUUUUGAAAGAACACACUAUCCUGACAUUUAUACCAGAGAGGAACUGGCCCAGCGGACCAGGCUGACUGAGGCCAGGGUUCAGGUGUGGUUUAGCAAUCGCAGAGCCAGGUGGCGCAAGCAAGCAGGAGCCAGUCAACUAGCGGCAUUCAACAACCUCUUGCCCAAUGGAUUUUCUUCAACAGGGGUGUCAACGUUUUCGACAUAUCAGCUUUCAGAAUCAGGCUACUCCUCUCUGUCCCAUGAGAAUGACGACACAGUUCAUCGUCCACAACCACUGCCUCCGUCCACUGUGCACCAAAUCGGUUUGUCCAAUGCGGACAGCGGUCCUGCCUAUGCUCUUUCCUCCAACUGCAAUGGGUUCUCCAGUUAUUCUGAUUCCUUUCUGAGCUCUGCAGCUCAGAGCAAUGCCAUUAACAGUGGACUUUCACAACAGGUUAUGAGCAUCGUGAGUAAUUCAUGUCGUGUUUCCUCAAAGCCACACCAUGACUUCAACCUGUCGCCUCGCCCAAGGUCUUUGGACUCUUCUUUAUCCAACAUCAUGGCCGCCAACGGCAGUCCACAGUCAGCAGAGGUCUCUGUUAAGAUGGCGGAGAGCUUUCAUUCAUCCGAAUCUUACUCCCCAACCACAUACGGCACCACCAGCUACAGCGUGGACCCAGUUGUGACAGCUGCCAGCUACCAGUACAGUCAGUAUGGUCAGACUGCUGUGGAUUACUUGGCAAAGAACAUUAGCCUCUUCAGUCAGCACAAGAUGAAGUUGACCAAUCACUCAGCUGUGCUGGGAAUGCUGCAUGUCAGUACUGGCCAGGCCUACUAGUACUUUAAACAGAUGGCAGCAAACCUAGCCACCAGCAGCCCCUAUGACUCCUGCUGCAACACAAAACUCACUCAGAGGUUUCCUGCCAAUGCGAGUGUUUUUUCCUGCAGACGAAGAGCCACAACACCUCUUGAAAUAUCUCUUCCAGUAAAUGUUUGGUUCUUGGUUUGGAGAGUUUAGACUUUCCGUGGUGGUUCACAGGGCACCAAUGCAGCUCUACUGUUCUACAUUUGUAUUAAAUAUCUAUGUUUGUCUUGUUUGGUCUUUAAGGGAAAUGUAAAUGUUAUUCUUUAGGGACAUAGUGACCAACAUUCACAUAAAAUAACAGCAGGAAGGAAAGAGACAGUGAGCUGGAGUUAUUCCAGUGUUAAUUCAUCCUUCUCUUAAGUUGCACACCUUACCCAUUAAGCAAACUCAGUAGAAUCAAAACAAGUAAUAUCAAUAUUCAUUUGCUAUACAUAUAUAUUAAAUGUGUGUGCAACUGAAGAAAUUUUAAAUUCUGUGCCAGUAUUCCCAUUAUGUGAUUAAAGAUUUUUUUUAUUAUUAUUUAAAUGUUUUAUUUCUUAAGUGUGUAUGGUCAUCAGCCAGAACCAUCCCUAAAUUUAUACUAAAUUAAUCUCUUUAAAUUAAUCUCUAAUUUAUUUAAUAUUUGAUUGAUAGCAAAAACAAAUAAUAUUGUUUUUGUACAAAUAGAUAUAAAUUCUGACAUUAAAGAGAUGUAUCCCAGAAGAGAUAACGUCCCCCCCCUUUUAUUUAUAUCAAUGCACUUGCACUCUUUUAGUUUGAAAAGGCUCUUGUUUUAAUAAAGGGAAGUGUAAUCCUCUCUUUGUAGCUUUAUUUCUGGCUUGAAGAGGAAGCGUGAUCUUUUCUUUCUAACUUUAAUUCUGAAUUCUCUCUGCACUUUGAGAAAGGAAGCGGCAGGCUGUGGACAUGCUGUGUAAACUUUGAGUUGUCUUGUCGAUGGGAGCACGAGAUGGAGAAUCUCUGUGGCUGUCUACUGCUCUAUUCUUAUUGAUACCUCAUCUUGGUUAGAUUGUAUUUUAUUUUAUUUAUUUUAUUUUUUGCUGGAUCGGAUUCCUGGAACGUCCAUGUGGUAACGAUACGAACCACUGAACGGAGAAAAAACUGAAGUGAAAAACACAUUUUGACUCGAUAAACGACUGAAAAGACAAACUGAAAUACUGAGCUCUGAAGGACUGAGGUUUUGAUUUUGACAUGCCAGCUUGCCAUUACUCUUACCGUUGUGGUUAAACUGUAUUUUAUUUGAUCACGUUCUACAAAAUAAGAACUAUUUUUGCUCAUUUCCUGCCUCCAGCUAAUUCAUUUUGCUCUCACCUCAGUUCCUGCUGUAACUAGGUUGCACCUUGCAACUGGUAUAUAACUUUUGAGUUAUUCUACAAUACUUACUGAGUCAGGGGUUAGAUAUGACGUAGAGAGCAGUCAACAUCAGUGUAAAACAAGUUGAAGUGACAGGUGUCUGCAGAAAAAAAAAAAGGAAUUGACACAUUUUACAUGUAUCUCGUGCCUUACACAAGUAUGGAGAGGCGCCGGCGGUAAUUAAAAAGUCCCAUCUAAAGAUUCAUUACUGACAUACACAGGCUGAACUGUAGGAGCUCAAAUAUUGAUAGUUACUGUUAUUGAUAGUUCAUUAAGGUUUUGGAUGCAUAUCAAUCAGUGUUUACAAGACCACUGAGAAGCAGCCAGGAGAAUAUGAGAGGAGGUUCAGCAGGGACUGAAAUAUUCAUCUCUGAGUAUGUGAAGGAUUACAUGCCUGCUUGUUCCUGACGAAGCUAAAUUAUUUGAAUCAGUUUGUCCAGGUUUAGAGUUGCACACUGGGUCAAAGAUGAGUCAAAUCUGAUUUUUUUUAAAAAUCACUUCCAAACACCACAUUAGGUAAGUGUAAUGAAUGCAUUUAUAUGGUUUUCAAAAUACCACAUCUGUUAUUAUUUAAAAGAAAAAACUUUGGACUUGAGUAAUGACGUUUUCUGAAGCGAAAAAAAUAAAUGUAAAACUGCAAAUGCCAAUUUGCAGUUUAUGAUUUUGUAUGUUUUGUUUUUACCAUUGUGAAAAUCUGCAUGCCUCCAUUUGUCUUUCACACUCAUGAAUUUUUCCAAUAAAGGAUAUCUCUCUUUUU
Molecule: messenger RNA, 4175 nt
Organism: Xiphophorus hellerii (green swordtail)
Lineage: Eukaryota; Metazoa; Chordata; Actinopteri; Cyprinodontiformes; Poeciliidae
Product: paired box protein Pax-7-like
Exons: 9
Coding region: 515-2041 (508 amino acids)
Biological process (GO): regulation of transcription by RNA polymerase II; anatomical structure development
Molecular function (GO): RNA polymerase II cis-regulatory region sequence-specific DNA binding; DNA-binding transcription factor activity, RNA polymerase II-specific
Source: RefSeq, a predicted model, not a curated record